AUAAUCGUUAAACCACUUGCAUAUUUAGCGUUGAUUUAAAACUGUUGUGAUGUUGUUUUCUUCACGAAUUUGUAUGCUACACAGAUAUUAGUUAUACGUCCUACACGAAUUUGAAUGGUAUUUGGGAAAGAUUUACCUCCUUACAUUUUACAUGAUAAAACUGUAAGUAUGAGAGUCUUCAGCUGUCUCACAAGGUUGGAAGCAUAUUGCCCAUGCCAUUUACCGCGACACCGACUUUAUUGAUGGAUUCUCAUAGUGUGCCAGUACAGAACAAAUUAGAGGUAAGAAAGUGUUUUAAAUUAACGCUAAUGGCCUCUUUUACAAAGCAUCUUAGUACUCAUGUUUAUUUCCAUAUGGACAGGACCGGAUCACAACGCAAAACCGGAACGGGUUCGGGCUUUUCCGGCUUUGUCCAAGAAGCGCCACCUAUAAGCAACAACGGUAAGUCACGAAACAAAGAAAACAAUUCUCAACAUCCAGGUGGUCGAUCUAACCAUCUCCAGAGGAAUUACUACUCUGGUGAGAGAGAAUUUUCAGCAAGAAGUCGAAUUCCAGACACUCAGAGUUCCAUGAUGGGCAGAGAACACUCUCGUCCAGACUACGACGAUUUUGAUAUUUUCUGCCAAAGUCCAACAAUGCUAUCCCCAGAACUCACGGCUAGGGAUAAGAACAGACGAAAACUAUGGCGAAGAUCAAAAGAUAGUUUCGAAUUAAAAGCUGGGGAUAUUUUUAAGCCUUCAAGUUAUCUUAGUUCUAGAUUUUCUGAAACAACGUUAGACCAUGAUAUUAAAAGAACGCAGCAACAAUUACCGGGACAAUAUGUACAGAAACGUAAAGGUGAUGUAAGGCCGCCACGUCAUUCUCCUUCAACAGCAGCUGUCGAUGAGCGUCAGGAAGGUUCGACAGUUCAGGAAGUUCGAGACUGUUUUAUUAUUCCCACUCACCUUAUGAGCCGUUUCAUGCCGUUUCACCAUGAGAGUAGCCUCAGUCUUCCUUCUCAAGCUCUGAGUAUGAUGAAAAUCACUGACCCUAAAAUUUGCAUAAUAUUCGAUUUUGGCGAGAAUACCUCUUUUGGUUCUCAAGAUUUACCGUCACCGACCACUGCGCUUGACCCGCCACCGAAAGACUGGCUGAUGAUACAGCUCAGCCGCCAGCAGAAGCAGUUAGGUUGGAUACAAGAGUCCCUAACAGCUUCAGAGGGCAUGCUCCUGAUGAACGUCGAACAACACAGUCAGUUUCCUUUCAUCACUUACUUAGUGCUUAAUACAAACCACAGCGACCCCCGAAGGCUGGUUAGUGAACUUGAAAAUAAUUAUUUACCAUCUUCCUGUCAGGAUCAGUUGCAUCACAUAGCUGGUUAUGAAGAGGUUGCCACAAUCGCUAGACCUCCAAUAGAUAUGCUGCCUAAAGCGCCAACGACGAACAAAACAGGUUACAUAAUUUCGGCUUUUCGGGUAUUUCCGGGAGAAGAUCGUGAAAAGCUCGAGCGUAGCUGGCUGAUGUGGACAGGUGCGAGACUGAUCUACAAGCGCUUGCCUCGCCUACUAGGUCUGCGUCGAAUCACUUUUCACAAGAAGAUUUGUCCUGAACGCGGGAUUACAUACGUGCUUCUAUGUGAAUGUGCUGCUCUUAUGGAACGUGUGACAGAAGCUUGUGUAUUCGUGGACCAAUUAAGAGCUAGAUGCUGUGGUUACACUGCCCUCUACCGGGUAGUUGAUAUAUUUUGAUGCUACUCAUAUGAGGAGAGCUAAAGCUGUGAUUGUCAAGUGCCAUUGUUUAGGUAAAUAACCUUAAAGAGGCGUUGUGGAUCCUUUUUCGUGUUUUUAUGUACAAUGUAAAGCAAACUGAAAUUAGUCGUUAGAAAAAGGAUCAUUCUUGACAAAACUUUAAUAUGUAUAUAUAUAUAUAUAUAUAAUGUGUGCAUACAUGUAACUUGUCGAAGCUGGAUAUUGUUUAUAACUUAUUGUAAUCAACUGUGUGUUCCUUUAAUAUGUCUGUGUUUUUGGAUUUGAUUUGAACUUUAUCAACAAGAUGAAAAUUUGUAAUUGAUAUAUAUGAAUCUUUAGUCUAAUAUUUUGUGCGUGUGAGAAAUAUAUUAGAGGCUUUACAAAUACAGUUUCUCGUAGAAUUUAAGCCACUACAUAAACGUUUUAAGAUUUUAGUGUUUGUUGACAAAAGCUCACUUAUAAAAUGUUUGUGUGGUGUGUGCAUAGUUAUUCAACACUUUUGGUAAAAUGUGUCUGAGUUUAGCGCUGCUAUCUUCCCCAAACUUCAUAAACUGGAUGAGAACGAAAGUUGUUAGUGCGUAGAAAGAAGUAUUUCUUUCCACGCAGUAAAAACUAUCAUUCUGAUCCAGUUUAUGCAGUUUUGGAAAGAUUUUGCU
This is a messenger RNA of Limulus polyphemus (Atlantic horseshoe crab), 2383 nucleotides long. RefSeq lists its product as uncharacterized. The record is from RefSeq and is a predicted model, not a curated record. The coding region runs from base 213 to 1727 and encodes 504 amino acids. The transcript has 4 exons. NCBI's taxonomy places the organism in Eukaryota, Metazoa, Arthropoda, Merostomata, Xiphosura, Limulidae.